Lycium ferocissimum is the source of this 2248-nucleotide messenger RNA. Its product is annotated as protein NUCLEAR FUSION DEFECTIVE 4-like. Gene Ontology annotation, cellular component: membrane. Lineage: Eukaryota; Viridiplantae; Streptophyta; Magnoliopsida; Solanales; Solanaceae. The transcript has 3 exons. The record is from RefSeq and is a predicted model, not a curated record. Bases 260 to 2038 code for a protein of 592 amino acids.
AUUUUUUGAAAUAUUUUAUGGGCGACAUUUCUCUUUUGCUCAACUUGGUCUUUUCUGAUUAUUUAAUACCACCAUCAUGCACAAAACAGAACAUCAUUAAAUCAAAACAUAUCUUUUUUUUUUCUCCCACCUUUGUGCUUGUUCUUCAUCAUUUUUUUACAAUAGAAAAAGUGAAACAUACGCAGGUCCUUUGACUUCCCCAAGAAAGAUUUGGAACCAAACUCAGAGAUAAUCUGAAAUUCUUUAGGCACUCUUUACAAUGGUUCGUUUGAAAGAGAAAUUCGGUUUAUUUUUCAAUAACAGAUGGCUUGUAUUCGUAGCUGCAAUGUGGAUUCAGAGUUUUGCUGGCAUUGGAUAUUUAUUUGGCAGCAUUUCUCCGAUCAUUAAGAGCUCUUUAAAUUAUAACCAAAGGCAAAUUGCAAGAUUGGGUGUGGCUAAGGACUUGGGUGAUAGUGUUGGAUUUCUGGCUGGCACUUUGUCUGAAAUAUUGCCUUUAUGGGCUGCACUUCUUGUAGGUGCUAUUCAGAACUUUAUUGGUUAUGGCUGGGUUUGGCUCAUCGUUACUGGUCGAUCUCCUAUUCUCCCUUUAUGGAUUAUGUGCAUUCUUAUAUUUAUAGGCACAAAUGGAGAAACCUACUUUAAUACAGCAGCACUUGUCUCAGGUGUGCAAAAUUUCCCUAAAAGCCGUGGCCCUGUGGUGGGAAUACUUAAGGGAUUUGCUGGUUUGGGUGGUGCAAUUAUGACUCAAAUAUAUGCACUGAUCCAUUCCCCGGAUCAUGCUUCGCUUAUAUUUAUGAUUGCCGUGGGACCUACAAUGGUGGCUAUUGCCCUCAUGUUUAUAGUCAGGCCUGUUGGUGGCCACAGACAAAUCAGACCUUCUGAUGGAUUCAGUUUUUCAUUAAUUUACAGCAUUUGCCUCAUUUUGGCUGCUUACCUGAUGGGCGUCAUGCUUGUUCAAGACCUCAUUGAUGUUAGCCACACCGUCACUACAAUCUUCACAGGAAUUUUGUUCGUUCUAUUGAUUAUUCCUGUGGUGAUUCCCAUCUCAUUGACUUUCUCUCAAGAAUCUAAAGUACCAUCAGAAGAGGCUCUUCUAUCUGAGUCACAAAAACAAGGUCCUGGAACAUCUGAACGCAACAAUGAUCAGGAGAUUAUAUUUAGUGAGGUUGAAGAUGAGAAGCCUAAGGAAGUAGACUUGCUUCCAGCAUUAGAAAGGCAAAAAAGAAUUGCCCAACUGCAAUCAAAACUAGCCCAAGCAGCUGCAGAAGGAGCAGUGAGGAUCAAAAGAAGACGGGUUCCCCAUAGAGGGGAGGACUUUACCCUAAUGCAGGCUUUGAUGAAGGCAGACUUUUGGCUUAUAUUUUUCUCACUACUUUUGGGUUCUGGAUCUGGUUUAACCGUGAUUGAUAACUUGGGCCAGAUGAGCCAAUCUUUAGGAUAUGAUAACACACAUGUAUUUGUUUCCAUGAUCAGCAUAUGGAACUUCCUUGGUCGUGUUGGAGGUGGAUACUUUUCUGAAAUAAUUGUGAGGGAUUAUGCCUACCCAAGACAUGCAGCGAUGGCUGUUGCCCAAGUUGUAAUGGCUAUCGGGCAUUUCUACUUUGCCAUGGGCUGGCCAGGGGAUAUGUACAUCGGUACUCUUCUAGUCGGGCUCGGUUAUGGGGCCCAUUGGGCGAUUGUGCCAGCUGCUGCUUCUGAAUUGUUUGGCUUAAAGAACUUUGGGGCUUUGUACAAUUUCCUCACUAUUGCGAACCCUGCUGGUUCAUUAGUAUUCUCAGGUGUUAUUGCUAGUACUAUAUAUGACAGUGAAGCUGCAAAGCAAGCUCAAGAGCGUCAUCCCAGCCAAUGGAAUGGGGCAUCUUUUUUGUCAAGUUUUCUAGCUUUGGAUGAACCUUUAAAGUGUGAAGGUGCCAUAUGCUUCUUCUGGACUUCCUUAAUACUUUGUGGACUCUGUAUCGUUGCUUCUUUUCUAAGCAUGAUUCUGGUUUAUCGAACAAAGACUGUAUACACUAGUCUUUAUGGAAAAUCUCGUACAUAAUUUAUCCGUCACGUGAAAGCUUGGAUAGAAAUUUGAGUAGUUUGCACAGAUACUCUCAACCAGCUUAUGGAUCCAAGAGCAUUUCACUGAGAUGGCAAAACUGCCCUUUCUUUGCUGUUAGACGUUGUUCCUCGCAAUGUGAGAUAAAUGUUUGUAUUGAAAUUGUUAAUUGGUGUAUAUUUGAAUUGGCAUUCAAACUUGAAAUUGUUA